Heteronotia binoei (common prickly gecko) is the source of this 3811-nucleotide messenger RNA. RefSeq names its product axonemal dynein light chain domain containing 1 (gene AXDND1). The record is from RefSeq and is a predicted model, not a curated record. The transcript is spliced from 25 exons. The coding region runs from base 62 to 3811 and encodes 1249 amino acids. Lineage: Eukaryota; Metazoa; Chordata; Lepidosauria; Squamata; Gekkonidae.
UUUGCUGCUGAAAACAUCUCUUAGGUCAAGGGAGUAACCCAUCUCCAAACAGCAUUUCAGCAUGUCUGCUAACAAGGAACUGGUUCCAAAGAUGUCAUCUACUUCAAAGCAAGAGAAGAGAAAAGCAAAAGAUGCCUCUUCCUUAACUCCCAUCAGGGAAAAUAAAGAACUUCCUGAGUUAAGAAGGAAGCCAAAUGCGAUGGACAGUUGGAAACACCCUCCCUUACGGAAUGAUUUCAUCCCAGAAGAGAUCUUUGUUGCUCUCACCUCUGCAGCCAACCCUGUCCCCUGCCCCUCAUAUCUCAGGCCUCCCACAAAAGCCAAAUAUACAAAAGACUUUCAGGGCUGCAUUCGUACUGCUGAUGGGGUCUGGCAGCAUCCUGUUCGCCGAAACAGGUUUCGCUACUUGAUACAGCAUCCCAUCUGCCUGACGGGAGCAGGAAGGGAUGUCUCUUUUCUGUAUGAUGUCAUUGCUGAAAAAGAGAGGAGGACUCCUCCCCCAACGCCUGUGCCAGAUAAGUCUGUAUCCCAGAGGAGUGGCAAGGAGGAAGCAGAUGUAGCCAAACCAGCAACAGACAUAGCAGAGAGUCUUGUUCCAGAGGAAUUUCACAUUGUAAAGAACAGAGGCGUCAUAGGCUUGGAGUAUUAUGAUGAUAAAUAUACAACUCUACUCGAAGACCAUGAAAACAGGCUACGGGUCUUUCCAUCCCUGAAGCCAUCUGGGAGGCUGGAAGUUAUCCAGCUGCUGAAGGUCAUGGACAUGAUGCUGGAAAAGGCUGGUGUAGAUAACGAGGAAACUGGGAUAUCAGGGCUUUCUCAGAUGCACAAUGCCCUAGAAGUGCUGAAGAUGGAGCAGAACAUCUACAACAUUGUGUUUCAUGAGGUCAUCCGACAGGUCAGCGUGGACUGUAUGGAACGAGGAGAACUGCUUUCCAAGCUCAGACAAAGAUACGUUGACCUGCUAGACCGGAUUCCCAGGCAAAUGGAUAAUCUCUGCAAAGAAAUGGUGGCCCAGAGGGUAUUGGACAAGCAUAUCAUGGAUGAGUUAUUCCGAUUCAAGGAAGCCGUGGGGAAGCUGACAAGGGAACUGCAGAUGGUCCGAGAACAUGACUGCAGAGCAACCAUCGAUGCAGAAAGGACCCAUAAGGAGCUCGCCAAGGCAAUAUGGGAGUCUGAGUUGAAUGCAAACCUUUUGGAUGAAUACCGUGAACUGUAUGAAUUGCAGAGAGCAAGACUUGAGGCCCAGAUUCAGCAGUUAACUGAAGAGAAAGAACUCUGGAGCAGUGCUACAUAUGACCUUGCCCUCAAGGUGAUGCAAAGGAACAAGGUGAUCUUGGCUCGCAGGCUGUAUGCCAGUGAAAAGGCUUGGACCAAUGUCAUGAGGCACUUCACAUUACUUUUGGCAUCAGAGGAUGCCGCAGAUCUUUCCACUCUGCAGCAGCUGACGCAGGACUACCGAGAGCUCUUGUACCGAAUUGACACAGAGGUGAAGCAAGCUGAAGAAUCUAGCAGGGACCAAUUUAACAUCAUUCAGAAUGGCCUGAAUGGAUGGCUCAGUUACUUCCGGGAUCACGUCCUUGGAAAAGGAGCUUACACUACUGCAAAAGGAGCUGCUUUGUUGGAUGAAAUCAUGGUGGACCUCAAAGCAUGGGAGAAGAUAUUGAAUAAGCAGUUGGACCUGUAUGGGGGGGAUGUGCACCUGGAAAGGAAGGAGCCCCUGGCGGCAGCUGAAAAGCUUCAGAGGCAGUGGAUGGAGCUGGGAAAUGGCAUCCUCAGCCGCCACAAGACUCUCGAAGGCAAGAUGCCUCCCGAGUCGAAGCUGCUGGAGGAUGUCAACAAGAGCUGCACAAACCUCUGCCGCCAGUAUGCUGUUAGGAUCGGUGGAGAAAACGGGGUCUCGAGGAUUUUAACAAGCCUGACCAAUAGUUUGGAAGACUGGACAUUCAGAAUGUUAGCCAGCAAGCAAAAGUCUGGGAUGCUUGAAAAUGACUGGGUGAAAUUUUUCCAAAGUGUUAGUGAUUGGCUGAUUCAGAUGGCUGAUCUGUCAAAGUUCAUUGGUUCCGGUGAAACUCCAGAGGACCGAAGGCUUAGAAUAAUAGUCACCCCAAUAAGACCAGAGGAUUUAUUCAAGAAGAUUCAGCUGUGGAUCCUGACCACCAGUAGUGGUGCUGAGAAAGGAAAUAUCCAACUUACCCAGGAAAUGACUGAGUUCCACAACAUCCUGAGCAAGUGGAUGGUGAACCUGCUGCUCCUCAUGGUGCCAGACCAUAUCUCUCACGAGAGUCUUCCCUUGACCCACUCACAAGUAGCGAGGGAGGCAGAGCGGAAGCUGCUGGACGUUUUCAGGCUGGAAGGAGAAGCCGCGAGCCUGGCUGCCAAGCUGAGCAAGUUCUCCAUUUAUGUAGUCAGCUGCUGCAAAGACAUGGUUGCGUCGAUAACGCGCAAGAAAUUCGCUAAUUAUGACCCAGAUGCAGAAUGUGAAUGGAGACAGUUGGAUAGGAUCAAGACAGAAUGCCUCGACUGGAUCCAGACUUGCACUAUUCUCCUCUCUGGAAUGAAGACGGUGCCCACCACUUUAAUCAGCACAGAGGAGCUUGUCAGCCUGUUUGGGGAAGAGGCCCUUCAGCCAAAACCCCAACUGUCACCUCACCCAGAGGAGGAAAGGGACACCUCUCCUGAGGAAGCAGAAGAAGCUCCAGAGGAGCAGAAGAAAGAUGAAGUUGAAGAAUCGGGCAGUAAGGAGCCAGUGACUGAGAAAGACAUGCAGGAAACACUUCAGAAAAUUCCCACAUUGACUGCGAAGGAGUCAGUGACUGAGAAGGAAGUGCUGGAAACACAGCAACAACCACCUGUGCCCAGCACAAGCACCGAUCAGGAAGCUGUGAGUGCUGAGGGUGCACAACUACUCAGAUUCAUUGGACCUGAUUCUAACGUGCACACAAGGACAAUUGAGACUGAACAAGUCACAGUCUCAGGGAGGGAGCUGUAUGCCAGCCAGUGGACCACAAAAUACUCAGGGAAGGAAUUUCAGAUGCUAGCUUCACUGGAAAUUCUGGAAGAGCGGCUCCUGGAGGCCGAAAAGCGGGCCCAGCUGGCUGAGGAAAAAUCAGAAAACCUUCAUGAGCAACUGGAAGCAGCUCUGUCAAAACUCCAGGACUUGGGGGAAUUAGAGGAUGGGGAAGCAAAAGAGGAAGCUACCCCAGAAACAGAAUCAAAGGCUAAAUCAGCCUAUUGCUCCACUGCGCCGUACGCUCCGCGCACCAGCUCCAGUGCUCUAACCACACUCAGAGCCUGCAUCGCGGUGGGGAUCAUGGCUGUCGCUCCAGGACACCAGCUACCAGAGUUCAACCCAACCAGGCCGGACCUGUGGGAGUCAUGGGUGGACCGGCUCAUGUAUUACAUCCAGCUGCACAAGAUGGAGGAAGCAGAUGACCAGAAGGCGCUCGUGCUGAGUUCGUGCGGGGUAGAGACUCUGCAACUGAUAAAGCACCUCACUGCGCCGACCACACUCGCGGCCACCACCUACAAGGGCCUGAUCGAGGCAGUGACCAACCACUUGUCGCCACAGCCGACCCACCUCGCACGCUGGCACACAUUCUACGCUAGACAGCAGCGACAGGCUGAGUCUGCAGUGGACUACCUCUCCGAACUCCGAGGUCUCACCCUGCACUGUGACUUCAUGGGGGACCUGGAAGAGAUCUUGCUCAACCAAUUUGUGGUGGGCGUCCGGGAGGAGAAGCUACUCUGGAAGCUGCUUGCCACCAACCACAUCACCCUCACGCUAGCACUCCCAACAGGUGACUGCCUUUGA